UUCAGCCUCAUCCUCGAAGCAAAAGUGAAGCGGAAUCAGGCUCCGGUGCUCUACUCGCGCAAGGCUCUGGAUUUUAAAAGCUAUUCUUCGGCGUGCAAGUGUUUCUUCGCGACAACUGCAUCUUCCCCCUCCCAACAUUCCGCUCAGCCUCUAUCAAGUCGCGAUUCAACAGCCCUCCGUGCAAUAGCACGACAUGGCUCUGUGUCAAAUGCGCCUCCAGGAGGAGAGGAAGCAAUGGCGACGUGAUCACCCCUUCGGCUUCUACGCAAAACCCCAGCGAAACCCGCAAACAGGUGUCCUUGAUCUGAAGAUCUGGGAGUGUGGCAUACCAGGCAAGGAGAAGACUUUGUGGGAGGGUGGAUUGUUCAAGCUGAGUGUUAUCUUCCCUGAUGAGUACCCAACAAAACCACCCAAGUGCAAAUUCGUCCCACCGCUCUUCCACCCCAACGUUUACCCCUCCGGCACCGUCUGCUUGUCCAUCCUGAACGAAGAAGAUGCAUGGAAGCCGGCUAUCACCAUCAAGCAAAUUCUCCUCGGAGUCCAAGACCUGCUCGACGAGCCAAACCCCGACUCCCCAGCCCAAGCUGACGCUUACAACCUCUUCAAGAAGGAUCGAGCAGCGUAUGAGAGCAAGAUCAAGCGGAUCGUCAAGGAAAACCCGGCGCCAUAGACUCUUUUUUGUGGGAUUGCAUAUGGGUGGGUGGCAUUGAGCACGGCGUUGGUAGGAUCUGCUUUGGGGGCUUUACGCGGCGCGGGCAAUAACUCUACAGGUGGCUUUUGAUAUGGGGUAGAUGAGUUAUUGAAUGCAAAAAGAAUAUCAAUCUGGGACGUAAUGGGCUUGUGACACGUCAGUGAGGCCGCUUUUGCUGUUGAGAAUGUGACUUCGUUCAAGAUGGACCCGGGACACGCGAGUGCCGCCAGGGCACUCUCACCUGAUUGCGGCCAUGAUACCCCACUCUGAGGCGCGUGGAAGAGGCGCGCGGGGGCAAAUAGAAGCUGCUGGGUUUUGUCCUCUGAGUUUCAAUCCCUCCAUAUGAGCCCUCUAAAGUCCCAGCAGCAGUGGUA
This is a messenger RNA of Hyaloscypha bicolor E, 1065 nucleotides long. RefSeq names its product ubiquitin-conjugating enzyme. Gene Ontology annotation, biological process: protein sumoylation. The record is from RefSeq and is a predicted model, not a curated record. Lineage: Eukaryota; Fungi; Ascomycota; Leotiomycetes; Helotiales; Hyaloscyphaceae. The transcript has 3 exons. Bases 194 to 670 code for a protein of 158 amino acids. Gene Ontology annotation, molecular function: SUMO conjugating enzyme activity. Gene Ontology annotation, cellular component: nucleus.